Molecule: messenger RNA, 1068 nt
Organism: Trypanosoma theileri
Lineage: Eukaryota; Euglenozoa; Kinetoplastea; Trypanosomatida; Trypanosomatidae
Product: expression site-associated gene (ESAG-like) protein
Exons: 1
Coding region: 1-1068 (355 amino acids)
Source: RefSeq, a predicted model, not a curated record
AUGCUGGCCAGUGCCAUUCUCUCCAAUGUGUCGGCGGAAACUAUUGGUUACGCAUACAAUAAGCAGUAUUCACAUAUAUAUCGUGCAUAUUGGGUGAUGCAGUACAUUGAGAAGGAGAGACUCCGGGACAGCGAUAUUGUUGUGGUGUACGAUGGAUCGGAUACGCUUUUCAGUGGUGCCUCCACGGUGCAGCAGGCUGUAGACAGGUUCAUUGCCACGACAGCACCAACUCCCGAUGCCUUUGAUGCUGGAGCUGUGCGUCGUGGUGUGGCUACAGCACCAGUAUUAUUUACAACUGAAUUCAAUUGUUUUCAUCCGCAGUUGGGAAUGAUUUAUGACUUUGAGCAACCCUCAACUAACGCGCAGUGUACUUCUAUUUAUAAUACUGCCUGGGGUAUAAUGGGGUACAACAACUCUUCUCGAAAUCCUUCGGAGCCUGGUAAGUCCAUAUUCCGAUUCCUCAACUCCGGCGGCUACGUUGCUCGUGUGUGGGCGCUGAAGCGUGCAUUUGCAGUGUAUCGUAAGGUGUUGACGUUUAGACGUUCCAGACGACAAAUAUGGAGGUGUGACCAGAGUGCGUGGGGACUGGUGUACCUGUGGAGCAUUACCCAGGAUGCACGUAUGACACCCGAUGUGCGCAUUCCACGUGGUCUGAUAAACCUGGACUUCCACAACACCUUUUUUCUUACAGCGCCCGGUACUUUGUGGGGAAAAGACUUCGUGCCUUGGAGCUCCACAGCCAUUGCCGAUGUGGUGGCGGGUGGCAGGUUGCCGUUUCCUCUCUUCUUCCACAUGGAGGACAAACCCAACGCCACUCCAGCCAUUCUGCAUUUUAUUGGUCAUGGCGCUGGUACCACCAAGACAACUCUGUGGAUGCUGCGGAAUCACACCUCUUGGUAUGUGGAGACGAAGCGCUCUGCUGCUGCGUUCCUCAAGGCCAGGGAUAUGCUGCAGCACAGUGCAUUUGUGGAUAUUGAUGUAUCGGGGACCGGGAAGGUGCGACUCCCGUACGGCAGGGUGUGUCCCAUGGACGUGGUGGAGAGCUUGAUUUGGCUUCCGCCCCCGUGA